This is a messenger RNA of Phytophthora infestans T30-4, 480 nucleotides long. RefSeq names its product ubiquitin-conjugating enzyme E2, putative. NCBI's taxonomy places the organism in Eukaryota, Oomycota, Peronosporomycetes, Peronosporales, Peronosporaceae. The transcript has 4 exons. The coding region runs from base 1 to 480 and encodes 159 amino acids. The record is from RefSeq and is a predicted model, not a curated record.
AUGAACACGAACGUAAAGCGCCUCCGCAAGGAGCUGCAGGAGCUCAAGAAGAACCCGGAGGAGGACAUGGUGCUGUACCCUGAGGAGGACACCAUAAUGCGCUGGAAGGCCUUUAUUCGCGGCCCCAAAGACACCCCGUUUGAGGACCGCUGCUUCGAGCUGGCGAUCCAAACCACGCCGCUGUACCCCAUGGAGCCGCCCAAGAUGAAGUUCGUCACCAAGAUCUUCCACCCCAAUGUGCACUUCAAGGACGGUAGCAUCUGUCUGGACAUUCUUAAACGUGAGUGGUCUCCCGCGUGGACCUUGAGGGCUGCGUGUUUGGCCGUGAUUUCGUUGCUGUCGGACCCAGCGGCUGACUCGCCCCUCAACUGCGACGCCGGGAACAUGAUUCGUGCGGGUGACAUGCUGGCGUACAACACUAUGGCCGAGAUGUACAAGAAAGAGUACGGACUACUGGAGCUUCCCAAGGAUCCGUUCUAA